CAGUAAAUCGAGAGAAGAAGAAGAGUACUCUUUCUUCUUCCGGGUUAAGACUUUCUCUGGCGUGGUUUUGGAGUUUAGUUGAGUUUAGCACAUAAAUUACAUGUGUUAAUAAAAUUAGUUAAAGAAGAUGAGUUCUCAAAAAGGUAACGUGUCUCGGUCGCGCGGCCAGAAGCACCAAAACAAAUCUGCAUUCAGAAACGACAUGUACGGAGCAACUGUACAAGUAAAGAAGGCAAACUCAAAGAUCCACGAUGGGCUCUGUCAACACUGUAAGGGUGUUCUUGAGUGGAAAGUGAAAUACAAAAAAUACAAGCCACUAACACAGGCCAAGAAAUGUGUCAAGUGUUCUCAGAAAGCUGUGAAGGAUGCGUAUCACAUCAUUUGUAAGCCCUGUUCCCUUCAGCUCGAGAUCUGCUGCAAAUGUGGAAAGAAAGACGAUAUCGUUAUUCCAAUAAACUCACAGGAGGAGGAGAAAGAGACAGACGAAGAUGGAGAACAGAGAAAGAAAAGAGGUGGACUAAAGAAGGAAGACAUUGCUGACUUGGACAGUGAUGAUGAUUUUGGUGAUGAUGAUGACUUAAGUGACUUUGGAGAUGAUGAUGAAGGAGAGGAUAUCAAAAGUGACCCAAAGAAGACACAGAAAAAGUGUGAAGUGCUCCCAGAUGUGGCUCGAGUCAAAUUUGCAGACUGAAGACAUUGAUAUAAGUUUUGUUACCCAAUGGACUAUUUUAUUUUACAUUUUCACAAAGCAAGUUUCUGAUCCAGUACAGCAUGCAGUUUGAGAUGUCAUUAUCCUCAAAAGAACCAAUGUGAAUCAACUACUUUUUACUGGUUAAAUUCAUAACAUGGGAGAAAAGUUUAUUUUAUGUUAAGUAAACAAAAACCUACCAAAUAAUUUAGAAUAACUGAUCACUUGUAUAUACUUUUUCAUUUAAGAUUCUGGGGGUUUCAAGUCAAGAAAGAUCAUUGGACCACAUAGUUGACUGUACAUUAAAGUCUCCGUUCAUGAACAAUGCCAGCUUGAUGUUAAUGUUCAUUAAACCUUUAAACUAUGUUUGCAUUAAGUUAAGAUAUCCAAUUGGCCCAUUCAUUGUACAAUGCUUGAACAAAGCCUUGUAAUAACAGCAACCUUUACCAGAAAGGAGAAGUGGAGACGUUGGAUAUCAAUCAGUAAAGGACUCUGAGAUUUUGAUACUGUCAGCACACCUAGUUGCCAUUUUAUCCGGCACUCUCAGCUGAAAGUAGUUCAUCUCAAUAUAACUGCCUCUCAAUAAAUCUUACCCUAUAA
Molecule: messenger RNA, 1288 nt
Organism: Notolabrus celidotus (New Zealand spotty)
Lineage: Eukaryota; Metazoa; Chordata; Actinopteri; Labriformes; Labridae
Gene: c9h9orf85
Product: chromosome 9 C9orf85 homolog
Exons: 4
Coding region: 128-691 (187 amino acids)
Source: RefSeq, a predicted model, not a curated record